Messenger RNA from Syzygium oleosum, 1209 nucleotides. RefSeq names its product VAN3-binding protein. The record is from RefSeq and is a predicted model, not a curated record. The coding region runs from base 1 to 1209 and encodes 402 amino acids. The transcript has 8 exons. NCBI's taxonomy places the organism in Eukaryota, Viridiplantae, Streptophyta, Magnoliopsida, Myrtales, Myrtaceae.
AUGGAGUCCAACUUCAGCUCUGCACCAACUCAAGCUCAUCCCGAGACCAUGGACUUCCUCUCCAGUGCAUGGUGCAAUUUCGCAGUCCAAGCUUUUCAGCCUCCAUUGCACGAUCCUCACCACCAGUCGAUCGUCCUCCUUGAUCCCCCAAUCGAGAAACUCGAGAAAGAAACGAGCUCUCCUAGCAAUUUCCUGUUAUACAAUCUGCAGAGGAUGGACAAUAGUGUGACCAUGGAUGAUGCAGGUUUCCAGUCUUUACCUCCAUGGAAAUCGAAUAACGUCAAGUCAUGGAUAUGGAUGCAACAGGCCAUGCACCCAGAACUAAACUAUAACAGCUGUUUCAGGAAAAAAUGGGCUCCGUGGAAGAUGAUGUCAUUCAAGAUCAUCUCAAUUAAGAAGUGGUUGAAAGAGAUGAAACUGAAGAGGAAGGAAGAAGAGAGGUUGCAAAGAACCGAAGUUCACGCGGCGAUGUCGGUGGCCGGUGUAGCAGCCGCCCUAGCUGCCAUCGCUGCCGAGAGCUCGAAAAGCAGCGAGCCUUUGUCCUCAAGCUCGGAGAAGGAAGCAGCAGUGGCAUCUGCAGCGGCCCUUGUGGCGGCGCAGUGCGCGCAAGUGGCGGAGGCGAUGGGAGCGAAGAGGGAGCAGCUUAGCAAUGUUAUAACAUCAGCCAUGAGCAGCACCAGUGCAAGUGACGUCUUGACACUCACCGCCGCAGCUACUACAUCAUUAAGAGGAGCUGCCACGCUCAAGGCAAGGACCGGAUGCAGAAACAGAUUGAACGGGACUUCACCAGUUCUUCCUAUCGACCACGACCAGAACGACUUUGACUUCGACUUCGACAAGUGUCGUUCCAUCUUGGCCAAAGGUACCGAGCUCAGCAUCGAAGCCCCAGACGGGAGGUACGUGGCCAGAACAGUUUCUUUGUUCCUAAACAACGAAGCCAAGGUGAUUCUCCAACUUAGGAAGCUCAAUUUGUUCAAAAGCAAACAGGAAAGCAUUGUAUUGGACUUGCAUGCUGAGCUAUAUAAGGAUGGAGAGGCCGAAGAGACCGGGACAUGCUAUCUCAUUGUAUUGACGACGAGCCGUGGAACGAUUAAGCUGGACAUGGUGGAUGAUUAUCGACGAUACAAGCUGUGGACGACCACUAUCAAUCAUCUACUAAUGCUGUCCACUUCAUUUACCAACUAUGAGCUUCAGUUUUAUAGGAAAUAA